Molecule: messenger RNA, 1470 nt
Organism: Rhopilema esculentum
Lineage: Eukaryota; Metazoa; Cnidaria; Scyphozoa; Rhizostomeae; Rhizostomatidae
Source: RefSeq, a predicted model, not a curated record
AUGAGAGUCACUUUAGAAUACUUUCAAGAGCAAGCAAAUGAACAGGCCAGUACAGGUAACCAAUUGGGAGAGAAGGAGGUACAAGUUCUAAAGGAGUCCAAUGAUCGAUUGAAAAACGAAAACCAAGUCUUGUGGGCAGAUGUCAGCAAGCUUGAAUCACAACUAGAAUCUAUGAGAGUUACCUUAGAAUACUUUCAAGAGCAAGGAAAUGAACAGGCCAGUACAGGUAACCAAUUGGGAGAGAAGGAGGUACAAGUUCUAAAGGAGUCCAAUGAUCGAUUGAAAAACGAAAACCAAGUCUUGUGGGCAGAUGUCAGCAAACUUGAAUCACAACUAGAAUCUAUGAGAGUCACUUUAGAAUACUUUCAAGAGCAAGCAAAUGAACAGGCCAGUACAGGUAACCAAUUGGGAGAGAAGGAGGUACAAGUUCUAAAGGAGUCCAAUGAUCGAUUGAAAAACGAAAACCAAAUCUUGUGGGCAGAUGUCAGCAAACUUGAAUCACAACUAGAAUCUAUGAGAGUUACCUUAGAAUACUUUCAAGAGCAAGCAAAUGAACAGGCCAGUACAGGUAACCAAAUGGGAGAGAAGGAGGUACAAGUUCUAAAGGAGUCCAAUGAUCGAUUGAAAAACGAAAACCAAGUCUUGUGGGCAGAUGUCAGCAAACUUGAAUCACAACUAGAAUCUAUGAGAGUCACUUUAGAAUACUUUCAAGAGCAAGCAAAUGAACAGGCCAGUACAGGUAACCAAUUGGGAGAGAAGGAGGUACAAGUUCUAAAGGAGUCCAAUGAUCGAUUGAAAAACGAAAACCAAGUCUUGUGGGCAGAUGUCAGCAAACUUGAAUCACAACUAGAAUCUAUGAGAGUCACUUUAGAAUACUUUCAAGAGCAAGGAAAUGAACAAAGGGAGACAACGAGGGCACUGCAUGAUCCUGCCGACACUGCAUUCACUCUGAACCAAUAUACAGCUGACAUGGGUUGCGCGGAAAUACCUGACGCAUGCACAGAUGACGAAGAACGAGAGUCUGAAAAUGAAAGUGUGAUCCACUCCUAUCCUCAUUAUCCUCACGACGAUAAUUCAAGUGUAGGCGAGGAAGCUGAAAAAGAGAAGAAAGCAACCGAUUUUAGAGAAUCAAUAUCAAAUCAAUCCGCGCAAACAAGUUUGGUAUCGAGAGGGGAUGAAAAUGAUCCUCUUUCAGUUGCAUCUUUACUUCGUACUGGCUUUCCAUUCAAACGCGAUAGCAAAUCCAUGUCGUUGCUGAGAAAAUCAUCGAAUUCAUGCCUGGUGCCCAUAGGAGGAGAUAUUAGUGGUAAUCCAAAGAAGUCAAAGAAGAGUCCAAAAAAGCUGAGUAAAUUCUUUUUGACGCCAUCAGAACAGACAGUGAAGAACUGUCCAGCAUUUGAGCAUUUCAGUCCGUUGCCUACACUGCAACCAGUUUCAAAGUCUAGGAAACAGGAUGUCGGAAGCAAUUAA